Molecule: messenger RNA, 5080 nt
Organism: Elgaria multicarinata webbii
Lineage: Eukaryota; Metazoa; Chordata; Lepidosauria; Squamata; Anguidae
Gene: IL16
Product: interleukin 16
Exons: 20
Coding region: 1-4272 (1423 amino acids)
Biological process (GO): leukocyte chemotaxis; induction of positive chemotaxis
Molecular function (GO): cytokine activity; CD4 receptor binding
Source: RefSeq, a predicted model, not a curated record
AUGGAACGACAGAACAGCAGCAAGAGCCGGAAAUCCAAGACUCUACGCUCCAUUUCCCGGUCUCUCAUCCUCUGCAAUGGCAAGACCAGCGACGACAGGUCGAGCCCGGAGGAGAAGUACCUCAACCCCUUUGAGGGCCAGGCCAACUGGGGCCAAGAGGAAACGAGGCCCUGCCCUCGGCUUCCAUUAGCAGGCACGUCGUUGAGCGGAGACGGGCUUCCCGACCCGGUUUUGAUGCCCAGCAUGGUGCAGCUGAGGGCUGCAGCCAGCGACAGCUGCAAGAAUAUGAAGAGGAAGUUCUUCGUCAAGGAUAGUUGCAUCUGGAAGCUCUGCAUUGCCACGGGGAAUGAUGGGCUGGGAAUUCAAGUCUCCAGGACUCCCAACUGCUCUGCUUUUGGAAAAGAAUACACAGUCAGCCAUGUGAUGGAUGGAGGAGCUGCCCAGAGGGACGGUCGUUUGAGCCCCGGCGAUGAACUUUUAACCGUAAAUGGACAAUCUCUUAAAGAGCUCUCCAGCAAACAGGCAGACGCUCUCAUCCAGUCGGCAAAGGGCUUGGUAAAUUUAGUAAUUGCUAACAAGGAAUCUUCAGUUUGCUCCCGCAGAGAACACCCUGCGAAACAGGAUGCACAGAACGGUUUCAUCUUGCAGACAAAAGCCAAAUGCCAGAGGACCCGCAGCAAUUCAGCCAGUGUGAGUCCAUACUGGAUAGGGGAAAUCGACAGUCCCAUGGCCAAAAAAUCAGCCUCCCGAUACAGGCAGUCCCAUUCUCUUUACAGCAACAGGAAGUCCCUCUCUCAGCAGCUGGACAGUGCGGCCGGAAGAGCCCCCAACAAUCGUCUUUCCCGGUCCUCUCGAUCAUUAAGUACGGCCCAGCUGAUGCAGGCAUCGUGCAGCUCGCAGGCCUCUGUUAUCUCCAAUAUCGUCUUAAUGAAAGGCCAAGGGAAGGGGCUGGGAUUCAGCAUUGUAGGAGGCCAAGAUAGUAUUUAUGGUCCCAUUGGCAUAUAUGUGAAGACAAUCUUUCCUGGAGGAGCAGCUGCUGCAGAUGGAAGAUUGCAAGAAGGGGAUGAAAUCCUGGAACUGAACAGCGAAUCGAUGCAUGGACUCACACAUUGUGAAGCGUUGCAGAAAUUCAAGGCCAAGAAAGGUCUUCUCACGCUCACGGUCCGAACGAGCCUCAGCACUCCGCAUUUGGCAGCCAGCUAUUUAUCGUCUCAUCUCUGCCGUUCGCUGAGCACAAGCAUGUGUAUAACCAAGGAGACCAGCUCCUUCGGCUCAGAAAGUGCCACUUUCCCCUUGAACGCCACCAACGCCAAUGACAGGAUCAUUAUGGAAGUUUCCUUAAAUAAAGAGGCUGGAGUGGGUUUAGGGAUUGGAUUAUGCAGCAUCCCUUAUUUCCAGUGCAUUUCAGGAAUAUUCAUCCAUGCCCUCUCUCCGGGUUCUGUGGCUCAUAUGGAUGGAAGGCUCAGGUGUGGAGAUGAAAUCGUAGAAAUCAAUGAGGCGUCGGUUCACAAUAUGUCCCUUAAUGAGGUCCACGCAGUUCUAAGCCACUGUAGUCCUGGCGCUGUGCAGAUUAUUAUCAGCAGACAUCCUGAUCCACAGGUCUCUGAACAGCAGCUCAAGGAGGCCGUUUCACAAGCCGUGGAAAGCAACAAGUUCGAAAGAGAGCAAUACCAGUGGAAUACAGAAGGCAUUAAAAGUCUGGAAAGCAGCUGGCAUAAGAGACCUCCGUGUGAGAAAUAUUCGGAGAAGAUGGCUGCUCAUUUCAACCACCGUUCCCAAAAGCUAAUGAUCCGUUCCAGCAGCGACAGCAGUUACAUCCCUGGGUCGCCUUGUGGAAAUGGCCUUGCCUACCAGCUGGCUGAUCUCAAAGAAAAAGGACAUAGUAUUGAUGUACCAAUUACCAGACAGCCAACCUCAUUGUUUUCUUCCUCCAGAACUAGCCUGGAGAAAGACUCCUCUUCCCCGCUGAUGCUUAAAGAAGCUGCUCAGCUCUCCCCAAACCACACCAAAAGGUCCGCAGAGAUCCUUGUUAGAAAACCCAGGUCGUCCAAACCCAAACCGCCACCCAGAAAGUACUUCAAACAAGAUUGUGUCGACAGUGAUCAGGUUAGCGGAGAAGUGAAUGAGAGGCCCAAGCCGCCGGGGGAAGGAAGCCUGCCUCCUUCUAAUGCUGAGGAAGCCGGAGACCUGCUGCGGCAGAGAAGCAAGGCAGUUGUAACUCACAGUGUUUUUGCAAACUCUUUAGCGCUGAGAGCUACGGAACAGUCAAGCGUGUGCUUAGAUGCUGUGGAUCAAGAAAGGAAAACCAGCAAAGGGAAGUCUCUCUCAUCAUCUACUCAACGGCCUGCGCUCAGAAGACAAGCGAGGGUGGAUUAUAGCCUUGAGGCUACGACAGAAGACCCUUGGGUUAGGAUUUCCGAUUGCAUAAAAAGCUUGUUUAAUCCCAGCAUGUCGGAAGAUAGCUGCUCCUUAAGCUUGCACCCCGGCAUUGAUACAAAUGAAGGCAAUCAAACGUCUGGAUGCUCGGAAGCAGCCCUGCAGAGAUCAGAUACGGAAGAGGCUGAUUCCAAAGCACCCAGGUCGUCUGACGAUGGUGACUUCGUGAAGAAAGGUCCCCCGGUAGCACCGAAACCUGCCUGGUUUCGCCAAAGCUUGAAAGGUCUAAAGAAAGGAAAUACAGAUGUAGCUCACAAAAACACCACUGACCACCGCCGGAGUGUUUCUGACAAUGAACUGGGUUCCACUUCCAAGAUCAUUCGGGCCUCACCUCGAGGUUCAUCAAUAAAGCAACGGAUCAGCUCUUUUGAAAGCUUGGGCACGCCUCAGUCCCCUGAAAAUGGAAACCGAAAGCUUAGCCCAAAGCUGUCCAUCCAAAAAGAAGUCUCACCCAGCAGGAGGGAGCCCAAAUCUGCUGCAAUUCAUCUCGACCAAGAGUCAGGUGGUAAUGUUGAUGUUCAAGCUUCUGAAAGCACCCAUCUUCUGCCUUUCCUUGAUGCGAGUAAUGUAGAUUCGUCUUGUUCUUCAAGAGAGGAAUGUUCCCCAAGUCCAAAGAUGAGCCACAACACCCCGACUGAAGCUUCUUUGAGUUUGCUACCAUCGCAAGGCCUAGAACCUGACUCCCAGGUCACCAAAGCACCAAGCAAAAGAGCUCGGAGCUUCCCUCUUAGCUCAGCCCAGUCUUGCGAGAUGCUGCAAACCAGUGAAGAGAAAUACAGCAACAUCUAUUCCAUCAGCAACCACUUCUCGUCAGCUUUAAUGAAAUCGCUUUAUUCCCUCCCUCAGUUCGCUCUGUGUCUUGGGAAAAACCCCGGGCGGUCACACAACGGGUCGCCAAAGCCCUGCAGAGAAGAAAAUGGAACUGUUCUCCUGCACGCCAGUGAAGCUCAUUCUCCAGACACCAGCUUUUCUCUUAACCUCUCAGAACUGAGGGACUACAGCGCAAGUCGGUCAGAUAAUGAAAAAGAGGAAGGCAACCAGGAAGGCCCCUCACCUCAGGCUUUGGGUGCCUCAGGGCAGGCUGUCAUCUCUCUGCUCACCCCUGAAGAGCUGGAGAAACUUAUGGAGGAGGUGAAAACUUUAGAUGAGGCAACACUAAAGCAACUCAGCGACAUCCAUGUUACAAUUCUGCACAAAGAAGAAGGCGCGGGUCUUGGCUUCAGCUUAGCCGGUGGAGUAGACCUAGAAAACAAAGUUAUGACGAUCCAUAGAGUUUUCCCCAGCGGGCUCGCAUUCCAAGAAGGAACCAUCCAGAAAGGAGACGAAGUCUUAUCGAUCAAUGGGAAGUCUCUCAAAGGUGCGACCCACGCCGAAGCGCUGGAGAUCCUGCGGAAAGCACGGCACCCCAGGCAGGCGGUCGUCGUCACAAGAAAACCCAAAGAGAGAGAAAACAGCCCGAAUGUAUCCGUCGACUCUUCUGCAUCCAUGGGAAGUGAAACUUCAACGGACUCUACAUCUGAAGAUCUGAUCUUCACGGUGACGCUGGAGAAGACAUCUGCAGGUUUAGGUUUCAGUUUGGAAGGAGGCAAAGGCUCCAUCCGUGGAGAUAAACCAAUAACCAUCAACAGGCUUUUUAAAGGGGUGGCAACCGAACGCAGCCCUGCCGUUCAGCCUGGAGACGAAUUAUUGCAAGUGCACACCCAUCUGAUGCAAGGACUCUCCCGUUUUGAAGCUUGGAACAUCAUCAAGACAUUACCCGAUGGGCCUAUUACUGCCAUCCUCAAAAGAAAAAACUCAAUCAGCAGAACAGGUGAAUCUCUCCCUGCGGAGGAAUAAGAAUAUGAAUAAUGAACAGACCCAGAACUGCUGCCCGUUUUUAACCAGGGCCAAAAAGGACUUCAUUUAUCCCCAUAGAGCUGAUAGAGCUGCCCAUGGCCAGAUGUUCUUUGCAAGCUAAGAGAAAGUCGACCGUGGCUCAGAGGUAGAGCACUUGCUUGGCCUUCAGCUCCAGGUAGGGCUGGAAAAAGUCCUGCCUGAAACUCCGGAGAGCUGAUGCUGCCAGUCAGUGUUGUCAAUAUGGGGCUAGAUGGACCAAGGAUCUGACCAAGGCAGCUUCCUAUGUUCCUAUGACCCGAGUUGAGAAGAGAGGAGAGGAGGCGUACGUCAAAUGCUCGCGGCUUGCUCAUUGUCCCGGUUGCAAGAAGGCAGCUGAUGCAACUGCAUGCUCUUCAAAGCCAAGGAAAUUCAGCAAGAGCAGGAACGUGUAAAGCAGCCAGAUGGUGGGGGAAAUGCUGCCAUGAAUCAAUGAGGGCACGACUGCGUAACGAACGAACCAAGCAUUCCCAUCCACCACGGGACACUGAGACGUGGAAUUAACUUCCAGACACACGGAAAUCCCUGGAUGGAUUCGGAACAACACAUGCAGCCGAUGUGAUGCCCUUUGACCCAAAGCGGCCUUUGUGGUCUCCCCUUGUGCUGCGGGAAGCGCACGGGCAUUUCUAUCGACAUUGCCAGGUCGACGGGAAUGCGCAGUGUGGAUUGUUGUGCAUCUCUGGAUCCAGGCACACCUGAUUCAACACCACCUUUCAACUCUGUCCCAUGCUAUCCAAAUAAAUUGUUGCUGUUUUAAUUAUUGGUCUUUACU